Messenger RNA from Schizosaccharomyces octosporus yFS286, 455 nucleotides. Its product is annotated as 40S ribosomal protein S28. Gene Ontology annotation, cellular component: cytosolic small ribosomal subunit; ribosome. Lineage: Eukaryota; Fungi; Ascomycota; Schizosaccharomycetes; Schizosaccharomycetales; Schizosaccharomycetaceae. The record is from RefSeq and is a predicted model, not a curated record. Gene Ontology annotation, biological process: maturation of SSU-rRNA; translation; ribosomal small subunit assembly. Gene Ontology annotation, molecular function: structural constituent of ribosome. The transcript has 2 exons. Bases 91 to 297 code for a protein of 68 amino acids.
AAAAGCAGUCACGCUAUCCCAAAAUUUCUAAUGGUACCAAAACCGAUUCUUCUCUAAACACCACGCACUUCUACACAUUUCAAGAGAACAAUGGAUUCUUCUAAGGUUCCUGUUAAGUUGGCUAAGGUCAUCAAAGUUUUAGGUCGCACAGGCUCUCGUGGUGGAGUUACUCAAGUCCGUGUUGAAUUUAUGGAUGACACCUCUCGUUCCAUCAUCCGUAACGUCAAGGGACCUGUCCGUGAGGAUGACAUCUUGGUUCUUCUUGAAUCUGAGCGUGAAGCUAGAAGAUUGCGUUAAAUCUAGCUUUGGUUUGACGCUGGUUGUUUCAGAGCUAUAAAAAUAACAUCAUCUUCAUGAAGAGCGAAAAACUACUAGUUGUUGAUUGUUGGUGUAGUGAAUAUGUAAAUGCGAUAAGUGGAGACGUUAAAAAUUUGUAAUCACGGCUGGUGAAAUAC